AUGGCAACAAUUACAAAUGUUGUUCUCAACCCUCCCAAUUUGGGGUUCCUCACUCCUAAGCCCCUCCAUCUGACAUUACUUCACCCCAAUUUGAAAACCAGAGUAAAGUUGCAAUCUUUAUCAAUAUCUAGAGCAACCCAUUUGAAGGUUUCACAAAAUUCACUCACACCCACUGAAGAAUCACGUUCUUCCUCACCACAACACGACUUGCUCAUUGUGGGUCCUGGUGUUCUUGGUCGCUUAGUGGCUCACAAAUGGCAACAGGAAAUUCCGGGUUGUCAAGUUUAUGGACAGACAAUGACUGUUGAUCAUCACAAUGAGUUGAUUCAAAUGGGUAUUAAUCCAUCUUUGAAAUGGACUGAAGAUACUCACAAGUUUCCAAAUGUCUUAUAUUGUGCUCCUCCAUCCCGGACCGCAGACUAUGCUGAUAAUGUUGAACGACAUCACCAAGAUUUCAACCCUAACACAUGGUUGUGUAUGCUAGCUGCAUUAAGCUGGAAUGGUGAAGGUUCUUUCGUAUUUACGUCAAGCAGUGCUCCAUAUGACUGCAAUGAUAACGGACCGUGUGAUGAGGAUACUCCAGCUGUGCCGAUUGGGAGAAGCCCCAGGGUCGACAUCCUUCUAAAAGCUGAAAACGUGGUACUGGAGUUUGGCGAAAGAGGUGCACACAACUAUUACCUAGAAAAGGGCAUUGUUGAUAGUCGUCCUGAUCACAUCCUGAAUCUUAUACAUUAUGAGGAUGCUGCCUCCCUCUUAGUUGAAAUCUUGAAGAAAAAAUUCCGCAAACAGAUUUUCUUGGGUUGUGAUAAUCAUCCUCUGUCUAGGCAAGAAAUGAUGGAUCUGGUUAAUAGAAGUAGUAAAUUCAGUAAAAAGUUUGAUAAGUUUAGUGUAACUGAUGGCCCUCUAGGAAAGAAAUUAAACAACACAAGAACUCGUCAGGAAGUUGGGUGGGAGCCUAAGUACCCUAGUUUUGCUGAUUUUCUCUCGAGCAUGUGA
Messenger RNA from Vicia faba (fava bean), 996 nucleotides. NCBI's taxonomy places the organism in Eukaryota, Viridiplantae, Streptophyta, Magnoliopsida, Fabales, Fabaceae. The record is from the annotation of a GenBank genome assembly.